CAGUUAUCAGAAAUCAGAAAAGUAUUUGAUGACUUGAAAAUCUUACGAUUAUUGUUUAUUUUUGUUCUUUUUGUUAAUUAUGAAUGAACGCAUUACUGUUCAACUAUGGAUCAUCAAGUUUUGCCUAAAACUGAUCUACCCAAAGUACAAUUACUACACAUUCCUCGUGUUUUUGGCAGUGAAGUUUAGGCUCUCUUAUCAAAGAAGAGUCUUAGAUAAAAAAGACAUAGAUAUGUUUCAGUUGAGGACCAUUCCUGCGCACGUUCGGUGGCACCUUUUGAAGGAAUGUGCAGAAGAGAAUUUACCCGUGUUACAACAUAAAUGUGUGUUUAUAUCAAAGGAAGAUUUUUUACAAUUCAGUGCUGAAAAUCUGUUCUAUAUCGACGAUGGUGUCCUAUGGCUUGCACUGAAAUUAACCCCUGAUAUUAAAUCGAAAUACAAAGGCAAACAAAACAAUAUUGACAAAGAUAAUGUAUUGAUUAAAUACAAUUUAAACUUCUUAACUUCUGAACUACAUAAGAAGUUAUGGAUGGACGAUAGAUCAGCCAGCCUUGACCAUAUUAGAAUAGUUCCAGUUGUGGGCUCAACCUUAGUACAAAAAGAUAUUGCCUUAACAUCAGAAAAUGAAAUGUAUAAUAUUUUGUCAUCAUUUGGAUUACUACACUGUAGAGAUAUUAGCAUUUCGUUUCAUACUAUACCAUCAUUGGAGCAUGCACCUAGUAUUGCAGAGACUGCUGAAGUCAGUCUUGUUGUAAAUGACUAUGAUCUGUCCAACGACUUUGUCAAAGUAGUUUUGAGUAAUCAUUUUGAAUUACCUAAAUUAGUGAGUUUAAAUGACAUAUUCAGCAUUGAGCUGAAACCGGAGGUCACAUCCAAAUAUCACUACAAGUACCUUGAUCUGGUACAAGCUGUGGGAAAACUUUACUUCAAAUGUAGUAAAAUAGAUGGCAGGAAGGACUUAGAAGUUAAAUACAAUUCAAAAGUGAUACAGACAUUUUUCAUUGUCAAGGGAGUGACACAUCUAAAUUUGGGUGAAAACAUUCAUGCUUUAAAACCACAAGACGAGUUCUUCAAAUCCCAGGUAACUGGGAACAAUAACUUGCAAAUAUUACAGUCUUGUCCUACGGGGUUAAGGCAUAAGUUUGAGCAAAUUCAAGAUGCAAUUAGUCCAUUUGUAACAGGAGAGAUAGGUGACCUGUCUUCUUAUUUGUCAAGUCCAAUUUUGCCAAUGCUGCUAGUGUCAGGGCCUACCGGGUCAGGCAGACACCAACUUGUUAAAGCAUUGGCCCGAUAUAAUGGUUUGAGCUGCUUACCGAUUGACUGCAACAGCCUGCAGAGCUCCACAGCCAAGCAGACCGAGAGCAAGAUCAACUCCACCGUGCAGAAAGCAAAAGCAGCUGCUCCUUGCAUGGUGCUGUUAGAUAAUUUUGAGGUGUUUGCAGUAGACCCUGAAAAUAAUGAAGACUGCAGAGUGAUGGAAUAUUUCAUGAACACAAUAAUAGACCUAUACCAAAACUACACUAAGCACCCCAUACUUUUUAUAGCAGUCACAGAAAAAGUGGAACUAAAACCAAACAUACUUAGGAUAUUCUUAGAAAAGUUCCAACUUUCUAGAUUAAAUGCCCAGCAAAGAUAUGAAAUGCUUGUAUGGUAUACUUCUGCAAUGCAAUUGAAUAUUGAUGGACACAAAAAUGUAACCGAUAGUAUAAUUUUCGAUGAGGAAGGUGCACUCAGCAAACAUACAAAAGAUAUUUUACAAAGAGUUGCAGCAAAGACUGAAACAUUUUUAUGUGGUGAUAUUGACACACUGGUGCAUUUUGCGAUGCGAGAAUCUUAUUUGAAGCAGCAUAACAGCUACAUACAUUUGCCUUGUGAGGAUCCAAAUUUACAUUUACUCCAGGAAGAUGAUUUUAACUGUGCUUUAGAAUCAAUAAGAAGUCUUCAAAGUCAACAUCUAGAUGCUCCUAAAAUACCAAAGGUUCACUGGGAAGAUAUAGGUGGACUUGAUAAAUUGAAGAAAGAACUUUUGAAAACCAUCGAGUUCCCAAUCAAAUAUCCACACUUAUUUAAAAACUCUAGUCUCAAGCGUUCAGGUAUUUUACUAUAUGGGCCCCCGGGAUGCGGCAAAACACUGGUCGCCAAGGCGGUGAGCACGGAACUCAACGUUAGCUUUCUCAGCGUGAAAGGGCCAGAGCUACUAAAUAUGUAUAUUGGCCAGUCUGAAGAGAAUGUUAGAAAAGUAUUCGAGUCGGCUCGCGCGUCGUCGCCCUGCAUAGUGUUUCUGGACGAGCUGGACGCGCUGGCCCCGCGGCGCGGCGCGGCCGGCGACUCGGGCGGCGCCAGCGACCGCGUCGUCAGCCAGCUGCUCGCCGAGCUGGACGGCGUCACGCACGCUGAAGAUGCCGACGCGACCAGCCUUGUGUUCAUAAUGGGCGCCACGAACCGGCCAGACCUCCUGGAGCAGUCGCUGUUGAGACCCGGACGACUUGACAAACUGGUUUACGUUGGUCCGUACCGCGGCGUCGAGGAGAAGACCAGAGUGCUCAAGGCGCUGUGCCGAAGUUACAAGCUGCGGGCCGAGGUGCACCUGGCGGACGUGGCGGCGGCGCUGCCCGCGGGCUGCACGGGCGCCGACCUGCUCAGCGUGGUGGCCGCCGCGCGCUCCGCCGCCGUGCGCGGCCUGGUGCGGGACUUACACGCAGGUUUAGUGAAAGAAAGCGAACUGAGUCCCGACUCAGUGGUCUUGGGAGUGUCGGAGUUUUGGCAAGGCGUGGAGGCGUUCCGGCCCUCGGUCACCGAUGAAGAACUAGAAUACUACGAGUCCUUGCAAUCCCAAAUGUGAUUAUAGA
Cydia amplana is the source of this 2849-nucleotide messenger RNA. Its product is annotated as peroxisomal ATPase PEX6. Bases 80 to 2842 code for a protein of 920 amino acids. Gene Ontology annotation, molecular function: ATP hydrolysis activity; ATP binding. The record is from RefSeq and is a predicted model, not a curated record. Lineage: Eukaryota; Metazoa; Arthropoda; Insecta; Lepidoptera; Tortricidae. Gene Ontology annotation, cellular component: peroxisomal membrane; cytosol. The transcript has 10 exons. Gene Ontology annotation, biological process: protein import into peroxisome matrix.